AUGAACUGCAGCAACAUCAGCAGUUGUGCGGCAUGCCGAGGACAGGGUGCAGAGUGGCCGACGCUUCCACUCUGCAACAAGUUCAUCUGCCCGUUGCUGCCCAUGCAUAUCCUGAUCCCCGUAACAGCUGUGUGCCUGGCGCUGCUGGUGCUCGGUGUGGCAGGCAACGUUCUGACUGUGCUGGUGAUGGGCCGCUGCCGAGAGCUCCGCAACACCACCAGCCUCUACCUGGGCAGCCUGGCUGUCUCUGACUUGCUGCUGUUGCUGCUUGUGCUGCCUCUUGACUUGUACCGUCUGUGGCGCUCACGGCCGUGGGUGCUGGGCACGGUGCUCUGCAGCAUGUGGCACUGGUCGGGUGAGGCUUGCGCUUACUGCUCCGUCCUGCACUUAACGGCUCUCACAGCGGAGCGCUACCUUGCCAUCUGUUUCCCGCUGCGAGCCAAAGUGUUGGUGACCCGAUGCCGUGUCAAGGCACUGCUGGUGGUGCUCUGGGCAGUGGCACUCCUCUCUGCGGCACCUUUUCUCUUCCUGGUAGGCGUCCAGCAGGUGGGCAACAACUCCGAUGAUGAUAGCUUCAGCCGUGAGUGCGGUCCCACGGCACACGCCCGUCAGUCAGGGUUGCUGAGUACCAUGCUCUGGAUCACCACAAGCUACUUCGUGCUGCCCUUCCUCUGCCUCUAUGUCCUCUAUAGUUUCAUUAUCAGGGAGCUUCUGCAUGGGAAGAAGACAUACCUUGGCGGAGCAUCACAUCGGAGCCACCGGCAGACAGUGCGCAUGCUGGUUGUGCUGGUUCUGGCUUUCGUCAUUUGCUGGCUGCCCUUCCACAUCGGCAGAAUCAUAUACAUCAACUCUGAGGAUACCAGGAUGAUGCAUUUCUCCCAAUAUUUCAAUAUUUUUGCACUGCAACUUUUCUACUUGAGCGCAUCUAUCAACCCAAUCCUUUACAAUCUCAUCUCCAAGAAGUACAGGGCGGCAGCUUAUAAGCUCUUGAUGGCCAUGAGAGCUGGAGAAAGGGCUUCUACUCUUAUCAGAGAAACUGCUGGCUACACAGAGACUACCAGCAGCCUAAGAAAUGGGAAUGUUGCCUAUUUGUGA
Messenger RNA from Eublepharis macularius, 1095 nucleotides. RefSeq names its product motilin receptor (gene MLNR). Gene Ontology annotation, cellular component: plasma membrane. Gene Ontology annotation, biological process: G protein-coupled receptor signaling pathway. Gene Ontology annotation, molecular function: G protein-coupled peptide receptor activity. Bases 1 to 1095 code for a protein of 364 amino acids. The record is from RefSeq and is a predicted model, not a curated record. NCBI's taxonomy places the organism in Eukaryota, Metazoa, Chordata, Lepidosauria, Squamata, Eublepharidae. The transcript has 2 exons.